This is a messenger RNA of Amaranthus tricolor (Joseph's coat), 5122 nucleotides long. Its product is annotated as transcriptional corepressor SEUSS. The coding region runs from base 1145 to 3907 and encodes 920 amino acids. The transcript has 10 exons. The record is from RefSeq and is a predicted model, not a curated record. Gene Ontology annotation, biological process: positive regulation of transcription by RNA polymerase II; negative regulation of transcription by RNA polymerase II. Gene Ontology annotation, cellular component: nucleus; transcription regulator complex. Lineage: Eukaryota; Viridiplantae; Streptophyta; Magnoliopsida; Caryophyllales; Amaranthaceae.
CUUCUUUUAGGAAAAAAAACUUCAUCCGAACUCUGCCUUCUGCGGAUACUAGGAGUGUCCUUUUCCUUUAAUGUCGACAUAGUAUGGUGCCAUAUCAUGAUGUCUAAUUCUCCAUGUAUAUGAACCGCCAUCCAUGAUGAACCCAUCAUCAUCAUCUCAUCACAUCUCAUCCAUCGAAUGGUAGACGAGGAUUUGACUUGCAAUUUUAUCACACAUUUAAAACAAAAAAAAGGUAAAAGAACGGAAUGUAAUGAGAUAAUUCAAUCCCAUACAAUGCGAAUUUGACGUCCGCAAGGAGACAUCUUCUUCUCUCUCUAUCUCUCUCCUCACUUUCUCUCUCCUCACUUUCUCUCUCUUGCUUAGAUACAGCGAAGAACAGCAGACCACCAAGAGAAAAAUACUACUAUUACAAACCCAUUAAAAAAAAGGAAAAAUAAAAAGAAAAGGGUCAUACUGAGAUAGACCCUUUCUCUCUCUCUUCCAUAUUCCCUUCCUUCAUUAGUUCAGAUAUUAAUUUUUAGUAGAGUUUCCAUUGAGGUAAAACCCAACCCAAAAAAAAAGGGAAUGAAAAAGUAUGCUUCUUGAAAUAAAAGGAAAUUAGAAAAAAAAAGAGGAACCCUAAAUUCAACCCAUUUUCAUUUGUGGGUCUUUUACUACUUGAAGCAAAGCAGAGAAAAAACCCAGUAAUUAAUUGAGUUUAAAUUGUAAUUUUUAAAUCCCAAUUUUCAGAAAUUUUACUUUUAUUGUUGAAAAUUUUGUUAGCUUUGAAUGAAUGAAGGCUUAUUGGGAUCCAAAGAUUUGGAGUUUAUAUACUUGAAGCUUCAGGAUUUCUUGGAGACAUCGACAUUGUAGAAUGCUAAGAAGCAAAAAACAUUGGUUGGUUUGUUUAAUUCCAUUAUUGGGUAUUUUAAUUAGCAUCUCUCAAGUUGUUUUGGUCAAGCAUAAAGUUGUUUCAGAUGCUUUGGUGUGUGGUUGUCACUUUGAAGUAUCAUUCCUUGAAUAUUAUAGUAAAUUUAUUGGUGGAUUUUAGUCUUUUAUGUUCGAUUGCGAGCCGGUUAUAGUGUAAAUUUAGUUGGUUUUAUUAGGAAAUUUAUGUUGUUUUAGAUAGCUAGUUAAUUGUUCUUUGAAGCAUUGAUGUUCAAAGAUGGUUCCUUCUGGGCCUUCCACCCCAAUUGGUGGUGCUCAAUCUGUUAAUCCCUCACUUUUAAGGUCAAAUUCCGGUAUGUUAGGAGGUCAAGGUGGUCAAAUGCCUUCACAAGGGGCUUUUCCCUCUUUAGUAUCACCUAGAAAUCAGUUUAAUAAUGUGAAUAUGCUAGGAACUGUCCCCAAUGCUUCAUCACUUCUUAACCAGUCUUUCGGAAACGGUGGGGUGAAUCCGGGUAUUCCUGGUGCCGGGAAUGGUACAAGAGGUGGGCUUGAUGGAGGGGCCGAGUCUGAUCCCCUGUCUGGUAUGGGCAAUGGAAUGGGGUUCAACCCUCCAUCCUCUUAUGGGGCUUCUAAUAACCAGAUGAACUCUGGUCAAGGUCAGGGUCAGCAGUUUCCGAAUUCUAUGAAUAAUCAAAUGUUGCCGGAUCAAUCACAAUCCCAACAACUUGAACCCCAAAAUUUUCAGCAUCAGCAACAACAAAUGCAACAAUUUUCUGCUAACCAGCAGACUCAGCAGCAACCAUUUCGAGGUGCUUUAGGUGGUGGUGCCGUGUCUGUGAAGUUAGAACCACAGGCAUCAGCCGAUCAACAUGGUCCGUCCCAACAGCAGCAAUUACAAUCUUUAAGAGGUCUAACUCAGGUUAAGUUAGAACCACAACAAAUGCAGAAUAUGCGAGGUAUCGGGUCUGUAAAGAUGGAGCCACAACAUUCGGAGCAGUCGAUGUUCAUGCAUCAACAACAGCAACAACAUCAACAACAGCAACAACAUCAGCUCCUGCAGCAGAUGUCUUUGUCAAGGCAGAACUCUCAAGCUGCCGCUGCAGCCCAGAUGAAUCUUCUGCAGCAGCAAAGAUUGUUUCACUUACAGCAGCAGCAGCAGCAGCAACUUUUAAAGGCUGUGCCUCCACAAAGGGCUCAGUUGCAGCAACACUUUCCUCCUCAGAACAUGCCUCUGAGGUCACCUGUGAAAUCGUAUGAACCUGGGAUGUGUGCUCGUCGUCUCACACAUUAUAUGUACGCCCAGUCCCAGCAACAUAGGCCACAAGACAAUAAUAUCGACUUCUGGAGAACUUUUGUUGCGGAUUAUUUUGCACCAAAUGCCAAAAAAAAGUGGUGUGUUUCUAUGUAUGGAAGUGGUAGACAGACAACUGGAGUAUUUCCACAGGAUGUAUGGCACUGUGAAAUAUGCAAGCGCAAGCCUGGUCGUGGUUUUGAGGCAACUGUCGAGGUCUUGCCAAGGCUUUUCAAGAUUAAGUAUGAAAGUGGCACACUUGAAGAACUUCUUUAUGUUGAUAUGCCUAAGGAGGAUCUGAAUUCGGCAGGUCAAAUUGUUCUGGAAUAUGCAAAAGCAAUUCAGGAAAGUGUUUUUGAGCAGCUACGUGUUGUUCGUGAUGGCCAACUCCGGAUUGUUUUCUCCCCAGAUCUUAAGAUAUGCUCGUGGGAAUUUUGUGCGCGACGACACGAAGAACUUAUUCCUCGACGACUUUUAAUACCCCAGGUUACUCAGCUUGGCACGGCUGCACAGAAGUAUCAGGCUGCUACACAGAAUUCGUCGUCGAAUAUGUCAGUCUCAGAUUUACAGAGUAAUUGUAAUAUGUUUGUUGCGUCAGCUCGACAAUUGGCAAAGACGUUGGAAGUGCCAUUGGUUAAUGAUUUAGGUUAUACCAAAAGAUAUGUUCGAUGCCUGCAGAUAUCUGAAGUUGUCAACAGUAUGAAAGACUUGAUUGACUACAGUCGAUCAACAGGGGCUGGACCUAUGGAAAGCUUGGCGAAGUUUCCACGAAGAACGAGCACGGUAUCUGCUCUCCCAGGGCAAAACCAACAACCCGAGGAGCAGCAGCAACAGCAACAAUCACAGCUGCAGCAUCAUCCACAACAACAGCCACAGCAGGCAAUGGUUCAGAACUCAAACGGUAAUGAUCAAAGUUCUGUCCAGGCUUCGGUAAUGCAGAUUGCUUCGAGCAAUGGGGUGACCAAUGUAAAUAACAACUCAGUUAAUGGACCUACCGCCUCUACUUCGCAAAGCACCAUUGCUGGGCUACUCCACCAAAACUCGAUGAAUUCCCGGCAGCAAAACCCCAUGAACAAUUCGAGUAGUCCUUAUGGUGGUGGAAGUUCAAUUCAGAUGCAGUCUCCUGGUUCAUCGAGCACGAUGCAGCAAACACAACCUAAUCCUUUCCCAUUCCAAUCUCCCACGCCUUCCUCCUCUAACAACCCUACUCAAACUUCACAUGGUGCUAUGGCGACCAACACGAAUCACGUCAACUCCGCUAAUUCACCCGUCAUGUCCAAUAUCCAUCAACCUGCCCUCUCAGGCGAAGGUGAUACAAACGACACUCAAAGCUCUGUUCAAAAGCUCAUACAAGAAAUGAUGAUUAACAGUCAACUUAAUGGAGGUAUGAUGGGCAUAAACUCAUUGGGAAGUGAUGCAAAAAAUGUGAGUGGCAUUUUACCAAUUAAUGGUAACUCAGCUCUUAAUGGGCUUGUGGGCAAUGGGCCCACAGGUAACAAUUCAAGUAUGGGUGGUGGGUCCUUAAGUGGUAUGGGUGGAGGAAUGGGCCAAGUAUCAAUGGUUAACGGGAUUCGAGCUGCAAUGGGAAAUAACUCGGUUAUGAUGAAUGGAAGAGUGGGGAUGGCGUCAAUGACUCGGGAUCAAAAUGUAAACCAUCAGCAACAAGACUUGGGAAACCAAAUGCUAAGUGGGCUAGGAGCAGUCAAUGGGUUCAACAGUCUCCAGUAUGAUUGGAAGCCGUCACCAUAAGUGCUAGUUGUCCGAAAUGAGUGAAAAUUCGUUGUCUCGGUUCUAAAAAGAAAACACAAACUGCUUUGUGCAGCAUGGUAAUGCAAAAACGGUAAGAUAAGAGGCUUUGCGAUUCCUUAUUAUCCCGAGGAAAGGAGUUAUCACCAUGGAUGCCGAGGGUUUGAGCUUGAGAGAGAUAAACACGGGGUCGGGUUUGGGGUGGGGUAGGGGAAAGGCUAAACACCACUUUGUACUAAUUUAAGGAGAGGAGAGGGAACAUAUAGCAUAGUGUUUUACUAUAUUAUUGAAAGAAUAUCGUCACAUUUCGAAAAAUCCGCUGUUUUUGGCCUAUCUAACUGUUUUCAGUGUUUGUGUUCGGAUCUUCAAGCUUCAUAUACUACGGAACCAACAAAAGAAUUGGAUUUAUUGUCGGGUGAUGAACGACAAGUUGAGGAUUGAUCCAAUACAUGCUUGUAAGUUUCUGGAGCUUUAUGUAUACAUAAAUACGUAGCUUUCCCUUUGUUUCGUAGUAGGUUUUUGCCCGGUGAUGCUAUGAUAUUUUUCCUGGGCGUUCCUCGAAAAGGAACUCGUAUCUGCCUCGCGAAUGCAGUAUCGUUGAGGUUCCUAAACGGCCUAUCGAAGUUGGGCUGAAUGUAGUAAUACGUCUUAUACACUUGAAGAGAAGUUUUGUACUAAUAUUUUAUGAUGUUAGUGAACAUUCAUGUGCGUGCGGGCAUGUCUAUUUGAUGACCUUAUUUAGGGAAGUUAUUUUUCUAGACUUGAGCCUCGAAAUGGUAUGGUAGUAGAAAACUAACUCAUGCGUUUUAUUCGGAAAUGACUUGAUUGGAAACACUUGACUCGAAACUCGAUUGAUGAUUUGUGUCAAGAGUGAUAAAUAGUGUAACAGUCUACGUAAAAUCAACCCGGAUACUUGCAUGUGAAUGUAAGAUCCGAACGUCAUCACAUAUUGUUGUGUGAAUACUUAGAACUAUUUAUGUCAUUAAGGAAUCGUUUCACCCUUAAACGGAUUUUUUUUGUUGACAGAGAUGAUAAAUAAAAGCAAACUCAAAAAGUUGUCGGAAAAGAAAUUUGAAGUCUAAGAUCUAAUAAAACUUAGGAAAAUUUAUUGUGAAUAAUUCAAUUUAUUUUUAAUUAUCUGUUAAUAAUCUUACAUUUUAAAAAUUUUGUAAUAAUUUAACCUUUGCUUUCGGUUUGUUGUUAAUGUACCCUUUAGAG